Messenger RNA from Cavia porcellus (domestic guinea pig), 2125 nucleotides. RefSeq names its product plasma serine protease inhibitor. Gene Ontology annotation, molecular function: serine-type endopeptidase inhibitor activity. Gene Ontology annotation, biological process: negative regulation of endopeptidase activity. The record is from RefSeq and is a predicted model, not a curated record. The transcript is spliced from 5 exons. Bases 113 to 1303 code for a protein of 396 amino acids. Lineage: Eukaryota; Metazoa; Chordata; Mammalia; Rodentia; Caviidae.
CACCUCGGGUACAAAUGCACACUGCAGUCCAGCCUGCCCCUUGUCCCUUCCUGAGCCUGGUGGACGGCCAUCUCUGAGGUGUCCACAGUGGGACAGAGACCCGGCAGCAGCAAUGCAGCUCUUUCUGCUCCUGUGCCUGACCUCCCUCAGCCUUCAGGGCGCCCCCUUCCGCCGCCUCCGGGCCAAGAAGCAGCAGCCUGGGGAGCCCAGUGGCAGGGCCUUUGCCUUGGAGCUGUACAGGGGCCUGGCUUCUGCCUCCCCUGGCCAGAACGUCAUCUUUUCCCCGCUGAGCGUGUCCACGAUCCUGGCCAUACUGUCCAUGGGGGCCAAAGGCAACACCCAGGCACAGAUCCUGAAGGCUCUGGGCUUCAACCCCCAGCGCCAAACAGCAGCCGAGUUCCACUACGGCUUCCAGCGUCAGCUGGCGGAGCUCACAAGCCCCAGAAAUGGCUUCGAGCUGAACCUCGGCAACGCCCUUUUCAUCAGUGAGGGGCUGGACAUCGACAACGUCUUCCAGCUUGCCAUAAAGGACACGUACCUGGCUGACAUUUAUACGGCCAACUUCACGGACCCCGCAGCAGCCCAGAAGCAGAUCAAUGACUAUGUGGCCAGGCAAACCCAGGGCAAGAUUGCAGACCUGAUCCAGAGCCUUGACAGCACUGACAUCACGGUGAUGGUAAAUUACAUUUCCUUUAAAGCUAAGUGGGAGAUUGGCUUCAACAACAAAACAACUCAGAAUCAGGACUUCUAUGUGACCCGGAAGAAGAAGCUACAGGUGCCCAUGAUGAAACACGAGGAUCAGUAUUUCUACUUCCAAGACAAGGAGCUCUCCUGCACAGUGGUGGGCAUCCCCUACGAAGGCAAUACCACCGCCUACUUCAUUCUCCCCAACCAGGGCAAGAUGGAGCAGGUGGAGAAUAAUCUAAGGGAGAAAAAGCUGCAGAAGUGGACUGAGAUGUUGACCCAGAGGCGCCUCAAACUUUAUCUCCCCAAGUUCUCCAUUGAGGGUUCCUACCACCUGGAGAAAUUCUUCCCCAAGCUGGGCAUCAGGGACAUCUUCACCAGCAAUGCUAAUCUGUCUGGCAUCUUCAAGCACUCCGAAGUCAAGCUGUCUCGGGUGGUGCACAAAGCUGUGGUGGAGGUGGACGAGUCAGGAACCAGGGCGGCGUCAGGCACUGGGUCAGUCUUCAGCUUCCGAUCAGCCUAUCCGAACUCCAGGACCAUCUUCUUCAAUAGGCCCUUUCUGUUAGUCAUUGUGGAGAACAUGAACAUCCUCUUCUUUAGCAAAGUGGCCCAGCCCUGAGGUAGGGCCUUUUCACAGGCCUGCGUGGAUCCAGGUAGGGGCAGAGCUGUGUUCUAGCCUGCCUGUCUGCUGGUAGCUAGAGAUUUACCUAGAUUUAGUUACUAAAGAGGUGUCAAGUAAUCCUAAGAAGAUCAAUAAGCUGGUGAUCACAGCCUGUCACUCAGCUGCAAGACAUAGGUGGCUUGGAGUGGAGAUGAGCACAGAGGUCCCAGAAAAUCCAGGAUGCUUUCACCUGCCCACAUUCACAUAGCAUAUUAGCAACACCUACAGGCCCAGAGUCCAAGUCCCUGAGGCUGAGUCUAGUGCUCAAAAACCCCUGUGACAGCAUGAUCCCAGCAGGUGUGGGCCACCAGGAAGCAUUCUGCAAGCCUGGUCUCCCAUCUGUGAGCACCCCAGCUGUCAGUUCAUCCUGGUGUGGGGAGAACACUGGAUUGAGGUGUGCAGUGGAGCCAUUGUCCCUGCUGUAACCCACUGUGUGGCACUGGCAUAGCACUGUCUCUCUCUGGACCUCUUCUUCAUGUAUACAGCCAAGGAUCAGGGCAAGGUUCCCAUUCAAGGUCCCUGGAUGUCACUAAGAGGUGGGCCUGUUUGUGCCAACCCUGGUCAAUUUCAGUACAGUCAGGAGUUAAGUGAAGCAGUUGGGCAUCAGGUUGGACUUGUCCCAGUGCAGGAUGGUGCCAUCCCACAAAUCAAGCUGUAACCUUCUGGGCCUGGCUGGUGUGAGAGAAUUGAGGUCUACACCAACCAUAGAGGGUCGAUUGCAGACACUAUGGCUAACCUGCUGAAUUUUAUGUUAGCUUCUACAAUAAAGCAUUUUGCAAA